UCUUCAAAAUGUCUUAUCAAUCCAUGAAGACGAUGACAGGUGCACUCUGGAUGAAUGGCUUUGAAAUUGGCUGCAGAGCAGAGUGGGUGACAUCGUCCCGGACCAGGAUGGCUACUCCCCCUCUGCGAUCGUUUGCCGGAUUUUGUGCAGUGAAAACUUCGACCUCGUUCAACUUGUUUGUCACACCACACGCGUUCCAGAAGGCAAUUUUAAAAGUGUUGCCGUUCUGGCUGACGCUGUGGGUGGAGAUAGUCUGUACUGGAUUGACUUUUUGGUUUGACAGGCCAUUCGGGACUGGACUAUACAUAAAAGGCAUCAUUGGCGGAGGACAGGGCCAUGUCCAAAGAGUUUGGUGAACUGCUAUUUGUUGUUUUGCUUGUCUUAUUUGUAUUGAUGUUUAUUAAUUUAACUAUUGCAGAAAAUAGACUAUCGA
Messenger RNA from Drosophila persimilis, 433 nucleotides. RefSeq lists its product as uncharacterized. NCBI's taxonomy places the organism in Eukaryota, Metazoa, Arthropoda, Insecta, Diptera, Drosophilidae. The coding region runs from base 9 to 356 and encodes 115 amino acids. The transcript is spliced from 3 exons. The record is from RefSeq and is a predicted model, not a curated record.